Molecule: messenger RNA, 1212 nt
Organism: Tachysurus vachellii
Lineage: Eukaryota; Metazoa; Chordata; Actinopteri; Siluriformes; Bagridae
Gene: vbp1
Product: von Hippel-Lindau binding protein 1
Exons: 6
Coding region: 67-654 (195 amino acids)
Biological process (GO): tubulin complex assembly; microtubule-based process; protein folding
Cellular component (GO): cytoplasm; prefoldin complex
Molecular function (GO): tubulin binding
Source: RefSeq, a predicted model, not a curated record
UAUGCUAAAGCUGAGCUGAGACGGUCAUAUCUACGUAAAAGAGGAAGCGCUCUGGCUCUUUCCAAAAUGGCGGCCACCAUAGAAAACAGCAGUGCUGGAGCUGCGAAUAAGAAAAAACAUUUAGGAAUCCCUGAAGCAGUGUUUGUAGAGGAUGUAGAUUCGUUUAUGAAGCAACCCGGCAAUGACACAGCAGAUGCCGUACUGAGGAAGCUUGAUGAACAGUACCAGAAAUAUAAAUACAUGGAAGUCAACCUGGUUCAGAAAAAAAUGAGGUUGAAAAGCCAGAUUCCGCAGAUCAAGCAGACAUUAGAAAUCUUACGGCACAUGCAGAAGAAAAAGGACACUACAGAUCCAAUGGAGACACAUUUCCUAUUGGCGGAUAAUGUGUACUGCAAGGCCUCUGUCCCACCUACAGAUAAAGUGUGUUUGUGGCUUGGGGCCAAUGUAAUGUUGGAGUAUGAUAUAGAUGAAGCUCAGACACUGCUGGAGAAGAAUCUUGGCACGGCUUCUCGAAACCUGGAGUCUCUAGAGGAGGACCUGGACUUCCUCCGAGACCAGUUUACAACCACUGAAGUCAAUAUGGCACGUGUGUACAACUGGGAUGUGAAGAGGAGGAGCAAAGACAACCUUCUUAAAUCAGCUGAGAGGUCUUAGAGGAGAUGUAACGUUUCCCCAUCAGUGAAACACCCCAGUCAGUUUCCCUUCGCACUGUUAUCUAUUGAUUUUGUUACUUUUAAAGUAUUUUUUCAAGUAAAAAGGAAAUGGAAAUGAAACAGAAGUCAUAAUGUCAGUUUUCUGUUUUUUCAUAAUCUAGUUGUUUGCUGCAUUUUACUGGUUGUUCCACUUUUUCGUUUCUUUUAUGCUUACUGACUUGAGUCCAGUGUUCAUGACGCUGGUGUCCAAUGUUUCCUGUUAAUGGGAGAAAUGUUCAUCUUCUGAAAUUGUCAGUGAGACGAGAAUUGCUGGCCGAAACGGGUGGGUUACUCUAAAGGGGAAAAGUGUGUUUAAUAAACCCGUUCAGGGGAAGCGUAUGUUCACUGCUUAACCUUCCCAUUUGUCCUGACUUCUUCCGCUUGCGCAUAUCUCUCUAAUCCUUCUCUUAACUCACAGCUCUUACCUCUACUGAAAACUGUACUUCCUCUCCCUUUUUAUUCUUAUCCAGCUGUAUUUAUUUGUUAAAUUGUAUCCAUUAAAACUGAAUGAGCAACUCAA